This is a messenger RNA of Penicillium alfredii, 3237 nucleotides long. RefSeq names its product tetratricopeptide repeat domain-containing protein. Gene Ontology annotation, molecular function: protein binding. The record is from RefSeq and is a predicted model, not a curated record. The coding region runs from base 1 to 3237 and encodes 1078 amino acids. NCBI's taxonomy places the organism in Eukaryota, Fungi, Ascomycota, Eurotiomycetes, Eurotiales, Aspergillaceae. The transcript is spliced from 3 exons.
AUGGAUCCAAUCUCAAUCACCACAGGGGCUGUCUCACUCGCAGACGUGUGUUGGCGUCUCAUCAAGUUCUUAAAGGAGAUCCCGGCCGCCGUUGCCGCCAUCGAAGAAGAGAUUGACUCCUUGAUAACUGAAGUGGAAUCACUCAGGACCAUUGUCUCCACGGUCGAAGAGAGCCUUCAAACCACCCAUGCAGCGCAUCGAAUCACUUCCCGUCUCAAAGCAGCUAGUCUCGAAAACCUAUGGAAAGAUUGUGAACGAAGCCUUGCUAUAUGCCAAGAUAUAGCAACACAACUCGAACAUCUCGUGCAAGAGAUUCAUGGCAAAUUUCGCUCUACAGCCACCGGAGGGCUUGACGGACUGAAAAAAGAGUUUCGCAGACGUGAAAAGGUCCCAAGGCUGCAGGGACUACGUGAUAGACUCUCUUUUGAAAAACAAAACCUUCAGAUCUUGCUCACUGGAAUCAGUCUGUAUAAUCACCAAACAUCUCAAGACACGCUCGAUGAAAUAUCCACCGACCUGCGAAACCUCGAUCUGCGCUUUAAACAACAAAUAGUGGCCCUCGAGAGUCACCUCAAAUCAUCCGGCGAAAGACAUCUAGACCGGGAUGAGGAGGAUAUUGCAGCAUUAUCGAGGGUCAAGCAAUUUCGAAAUGCUGUACAAUCUGUUGCCACGGCGGUUUCUAUCACGACGCCAAACAAAUUCUUCGAUAUUCCCCAGCCUGUCAGCAGCGUGUAUACAGGCCGAAAUCAGUUCCUUGAAAAACUAGAGAACUUUCUAAUGGCGUCCGUUGAUCAGCCACAAAAACAGCAGCGCUUUGUUAUCUAUGGAAUGGGUGGAUCGGGAAAGACGCAAUUUUGUUCUAAAUUUGCGGAGCAAAAUCGAGAAAGCUUCUGGGGAGUCUUCUGGGUCGAUGCGAGCUCCCAUGAACGAAUGAAACAGACAUACGCCGAGAUUGCAAAGUUCGGCAAGGUAGAGGCUAAUCACAGUGCAGCCAUGCAUUGGCUGUCCAACCGCGAAGAAAGAUGGCUUUUGCUCAUCGACAACGCCGACGAUCCUCGCAUUGACUUGCAUGAGUACUUCCCCAAGGGCGACAGAGGCCAUAUCAUCAUCACGACACGCAACCCAGCACAUAAGAUAUAUGGCAAUGUUGGUCCAGGGUUCUUCGAGUUUCAAGGGCUAGAAGAUGGCGACGCCAGUGCUCUUCUCUUGCGGGCUGCUCGAUUGACAGAGCCAUGGGAUGCCGACUCUUCAUCAUGGGCUACCAAGAUCACCCGACAACUGGGCUUUCUGGCACUUGCCUUGGUCCAUGCUGGUGCUGCGAUCAGAAAUGGUCUAUGUUCUCUCAAAGAUUAUUUGGUGUUCUACGACAAGGAUUGGGAGCGGAUCCGCCGGACACCGAAAUCAUCGUUGGACUCUGGCGACAAAUACGAGCAAUAUAUGAGCGCGCUUGCAACAUACGAGGUGUCCUACAGGGGCAUUGAAAAGAAAGGAACAGAGCCUUCGGAGGAUGCAAUCCAACUGCUAAAGCUGUUCUCUUUCCUGUAUUUCAAGAAUAUCCGCUUCGACAUCUUGAAGAAGGCCGUGCUGAAUGGCGGGAUUGAGAAGCUCCAACAGGAGAAGGCAGAUGAAGAGAACUCCAGUCAAUCAAAAACUUGGUGGCAGAGAUACGAUAACUUUCGCAUAUCUAUACUGGGCUUCAUUGCCCAAGAUCGCAGCCCUCCUGCCUUGCCGCUGGUCAUACGAGAAGGCAGAGAAUCAGGGUUUUUCGAUGACAUACGAGUUCGCUAUGCGCUCAGAGAACUUGUUCAAAUGUCUCUGAUCACGCAUCACGAAUCCAACGAUAGUUACUCGAUGCACCCUCUAGUCCACAGGUGGGCCCGAGAAAGACCCGAUAUGAGCACGACAGAGCAAGCUGUAUGGGCGCAUGUAGCAGCCACGACACUAGCGCAUUCAAUUCUUCUCCCGCCUCUCGAAAACACUGAAUCCGAAGAGCUCUUUCGAAGAGAUAUCCUCCCUCAUAUUGAUCAUGUCAGAAGCUGCCAAGAAGCCACGGAGCGGAGAAUCUCCGAGAAUAGAAAACGCCGCUGGUAUGGGCUCCUGCAGUGGCCUGGAGCUGGGUCAAGCUUUGGUCGUUCCCAAGCUCUUCUGAACGCCAAAUUCAGUGUUGUGUUUGCUCAAAAUGGCCGAUGGAAUGAUGCAGAAGCGCUUCAACUGGCUGUGAAAAGAUACACAGACAAGGUCCUUGGCUUGGGUCAACAUGCUGCGCGACGUAUUACAUUAGCACUGGCACUUACCUAUUGGAACCAGGGAAGGGGUGACGAAGCAUCGGAUCUGCAGGAUGGCGUCCUUCAGGCCUGUCUUGCGUCUCUGGGGCCCACCAGCCAUGAGACAUUGAUGACCAUGGAUCUUCUAGGUCAAACAAGAUGGCAGCAAGGAAGAUAUAGUGAGGCCAGGAUGCUUCAGCAACACGCCGUCGAAGGUCUCAUGAACCUAAAGGGCCUCAAACAUGAAGACACCUUGAGUGCCAUGGGGAGUCUUGGCCGAACACUUGCCAAGUUCUACGAGAAUCUCGACGAAGCCAAGAGACUUCUCAAUCUGUCCUUUGACGGGAUGUGUGAGAUAUUAGGCUCCACGCAUUUAAAGACACUGCACGUGCGAGAAGAUCUGGCCAUGCUCGCUUUGCAAAUGGAAGAAAACCUACCACUGGCUUUAGAGACGAUGCAGCAAAUCCUCGACUGCCGCAAAGGCAAGCUUGGCAAGGAACACCCAUACGUCCUCCUUGCAAUGGCAAAUCUGGCGAGGGUUAAUUCUGCCCUUGGUCAGCACGCUCAAGCAGAGGAACUUGUUUGCAGUGCAUUGUCAAUCGCGGAUCGCAACCUAGGCGAAGAUCACAUCGGCACCCUGAUGGGGAGAACGGUCCUUGGUAGUAUCCUCAUCGGAGACCAGAGGUUUUCCGAGGCAGAGACUACGCUUGUCAAUGUAAUUGAGAAGCAGCGACAUCUCUCCUCCCACCGCGGUGAUUUCCAUCCGGAUCGAAUUGGGGCGAUGAUUAAACUUGCAUCGUGCUAUAGGUUACAAGGCAGACUCGAUGAGAGCAUUCAGCUGUGCGAUGAAAUAAUUGAGGGGCUUCGAAAGAUCAGUCUGACACAGCAUCCUCUUGAAAGAAAAAUGAAGGCAGAAAAGCGGGAAAUUCUUGAGAUGAAAUGUGCUGAUGCUGAGAUUGAGAAGCAGGGCUAG